Molecule: messenger RNA, 621 nt
Organism: Plasmodium cynomolgi strain B
Lineage: Eukaryota; Apicomplexa; Aconoidasida; Haemosporida; Plasmodiidae
Exons: 3
Coding region: 1-621 (206 amino acids)
Source: RefSeq, a predicted model, not a curated record
AUGGUUGAUAAUAAGAAUAACUGUUUUCUCAAAGUUUUUCUCUUUACUUUGGUAAUUUUGACCAUCCAAGGCUUUAACGAAAGUUUUUCCCCAUCUGUGCAAAAGAGCUCAGGAAAUGGAGCCCAGGUGGCUAGCAGACUGUUAAUGGAUGAUUUGUUGGAUGGCAGUACUUUAACCGUUGCCUUAGCCGGCGAGACGGAAGGUUCAUCAAACAACCUAGCAGUUCAUGACACCGAGAGCCAAGUAGACGAAAUGGGAAGUGUUGGAAAUCUCUCCGUAUGCAGUACCAUUGAUGGUGAUGCCCAAGUACCCAAAGGAGAUGUGUCUGGAAAGAAAAAAAAAUCAUCCAGGGAAAAGGUCUACGGAAACAAUUUAAUGGGAGAGACCACCAUGGCCGAUAUGGAAUAUGAACAGAAUUUCAUGAGAAAGUGUAGAUAUCAAAAGAGAACAGGAAUGUCUCCCAAGAAAUUUGUUAGAUUGCUCAAGAAACACCACUACAUUAUUCCAAUUCUUUUUAUUGCUGUGGUGUCAGGGAUAUUUCAAAGUUGGAAAGUAGCAUUAGGAGUGAUGAUACUAUAUCUAGUGUUCUUGGGAUUCGUAUACAUAUGCAAAAAAAACUAA